Molecule: messenger RNA, 4558 nt
Organism: Notodromas monacha
Lineage: Eukaryota; Metazoa; Arthropoda; Ostracoda; Podocopida; Cyprididae
Source: the annotation of a GenBank genome assembly
UAUUUUCCAGGUGAUUGUGAAUUUCUGAAGAAUGAGUCUUUCUUACAAUGCUGUUGAUGUAUAUGUGCUUGAUUAUUUACGCCGCUGUGGUUACUGGCGUGCUGUAGAUGCCCUCAUAUUGGAUUCGCCUCAUGUGACCCGUACAUCAAUUGUACGGGAAGAUUUGCGGAAAUUCUCUCUCCACAACAUUGUUGUGGAUUAUUUGAUAAUCCAUGAGAAACUUACAUCAAGGGAAACAGAAUGGAUGAACCAGAUAGAGGUCACUGCAACAGAUCCGCUGUCCAGGAUUGUCACAGGGAUCUUGGACAAUUUGAAAGCUAAGUCUGGUACAACGUCAAGAAGUAGGAAAAGCCGGACAACAUUGACACCGGAGGUUGUUGCCAAAGCAUUCAGGUACAUGCUGGAGAAUCCAUUGGAGCAGCAGAGACUUGCAGAAUCUAUUAAUACUGUGAUUCAAUCAAAUACUGUGGCUGCCUCAUCUGCGAAGGAAACAAAUUAUGCGUCGAAACCAACCCACCCGUUACCUGACAUAAACUCUUUUUUCUCGGAGUCUCCAAGGAAAAAUGAAAUGAUCGAAGAAAUCGUGGACAGAGCGCUGGAUCCAUUAGAAUCCAUCAUUGAUGAAGUGUUCGAUGCAUCAGAUUUCAGUUCUUCCUAUUCCAAGUCCGACAAGUGCGCAUUUAAUUCGACAACUUCCGAAACGCCCCAGAAGACCACUCGAAGUGGUGCCGGACUUACUCCAAUUUUGCCGAAGGACAAUUUUCUCAUGCCGCCGCCAUUUUCUCCCUUGACUCCGUUGGAUGCCCAUUAUGUUCAAUAUAGUCCGUCGUUGGCGAAAAAAAUCGUAUCGGUGCCUGUAAUGCAGACAUCAUUGCCAUCUCAUGCAACAGCUUCUACAAGCGUCGUGCAUUCUAUGCAAGCGCCAACUUCAGAGAACAUCCCAGCUCAAAUUCCCACGAAAGCAGAUGUACCGAUUGUUUCAUCCUGGGUUCCUGCUCCUGUUGCCAUGAAUGCCAGCGCACCGGGUCAGAAUAAAUUGCAGAAGCUUGUUACUACGAAUCUAGGCGCGCGGUCUGGCAAAAAAUCUUUACUGGGGCGCAUGAAAGACCGACUUGCAAUGUUGAAGAAUGAAGAAUCUUUAGCAAAAUGUGGAGAUGAAGAGUCGAAGAAUCCAGAGGCGUCCGAUUCCAGUUACUCGGAAGCUCCCGUUUACCAAGAAAUGAGACCUUUGAGACCUGUGACAAGGACUCGUCGUAGUUUAUCUACCCCACGUCGCGACUCUUCCCACAUUCGCAUGCUGGAUUUCACCUCUCCAAGGUCAAUGAAAGCUUUGACCUGCUACAGUUCAAAUGACAGCAAGACACCGCGUCUGAAUGUGUCCACCAAGCAAAAAGAGCCCCAGCGCAGGAAGCUUUCUCUGGAUGCCGCUAGAACUGGACUCAAGUUCCCCAGUCCAGAGGUCAAUAAGUCCGUGGAUAUUGUGGCCGUAUCUGUGGCGGAUGAUGAUCGUGAGCCAUUCCCGACGCAAGACUUCGGGAUCCAAGCAACAGACCCAGAUGGACGCAAGAUCACAACGAACUAUUGCUCUUGGAGCUGCUUCCAACAUUCUCGCAUUCUUGGCCCAGUGAUUUCUUCAAAGAACUCCAAUGGCGAUGAAAUCACCAGUCGGUUUUGUCAAACACAGCUUCAUCGGUGCCACAAUCCUGGAGAGGAAACUACUGACUGGCUCGCUGUGCAACAAACUCCGCAAAAACCCGAUGAAGUUGAGAUUUUUUCACCCGUCUCAACCCCAGCUUUGAAGCGUGCGAAGCAAUUAACAGAAUCCACGGAUGACGUGUUCAGUGCCUUGGCAAAUUGCCCUAGUGGAUUUUUGCAUGAAGCUGGUCUUGUGCCUAAACCUCCAACGGGAAUAUCAAAACCAUCAGUUGUUGCACUGGAUUCUGACGAUCAACACAAAGUCAUGGUACCAAAAAAGGAAGUCAAACGUCGCACGAGAAACGCUGCAAAAUCAGGUCGUAAAUCUCCACCUACCACUGCAAGCGACCUUCCAGUGAAAGAUGUAGCUGUGCGAUUAAAUCCAUUGUCGCCAGAACUUCUGAAGUCUUACGUGGUUAAAUCCGGAAAAGAACCAGUCGAAAAAGAAGUAAUGGAAAAAAGCACGGGAAGAAAGCGCCGACGCGACAGUGUCGAAUCGUCAUCUGGCAAGGGCCCAAUUAAACGGAAACUGGCUCGUUAUGAAGUUCCGCGAAAGAAGCUGAACAAAAUUGGGGCGACGCGAGUGUUCCUCGAAGAAAAUUGUGAACAACCUCAUGCGAAAUCGGAAUGCCUCCUAGACAGUGAUUCGUCGAUUGAAGAAUUUCCGAGAAAAAACACAAAAGUCGUCCUCGUAUCUUCUGAUGAUGAUGAUGACGACAAAAUAGGUCGAACCGAAGCCGCAAAAGAGGAGUCAGAGAAAACACUUCAACAUGUUUCGGAACCGAAAGGCCCGCCUUCUAAACCGAAGGAAAAAACUCGGAACUCUGCGAUAAGGGAAUCUUCCAAAGCGCGACGAGUACCGCGAGAAAAUGCAUCCGAAACCUGCGCCUCAGUUCCGGACAAACCCGAGAAACCCUCAAAAAAAUUGAAGAAAAUUGAUGAAAAAGAGCAGAACAAGACGAAAAAAACGACGGACAUCGUUGAAAACCAUGUGGGCAAACCACGAGACUUGUUUCCAGCUAAAAAUAAAGUGCCUUCUCUUCCAUCCAAAGUGAGCCAGAAAAAUGAACUGGAGAAUAUUUCUCCGGUUCUUGAAAACUCGAAACAGUCUUCUGCGACAAAAUCGAAGAAGGAAUUUGUUCAAAAAACGUGUACCCCAGAAGCAACACCGAAAAAACCUGGUGUCGAGCCAGUACAAAGUGAGAAAAAAGGCUCGAAAGAAACAAUGGCUCCUCUUCCGGAUAAAACUACUAAAUCUUCUCAAGUUAUUCUCAAGCCCGACGAAGUCCCUGACACCGCUCUUGCGUGCCUCACCUUCAAAACUCCCAAGAAGUCUCAUAUGACGGAACUAGGACAAGCUUUGGCGACAACGCUGGAAGAUUCAGUUACUGCUUCGUUUUCAGGUGCCAAAUCCAAGUCCCCGCGGGCAUUUUCUGUUCAGAGUGGCUUUGAAAGUUUGAAUCUGAGUGAGGAGUCUAGUGGAGAUAAUUCCUUGUCUCAUCCUGGCUGCCGCGAUAGAAAUAGCGUGCCUCCGAAGAAAAGACAUCAAAUUGCCGACUGGGAUUCGUCGCCGAAACCCGCCCGUUCUGAGGAACAUUUAGAAAGCUCCAUUGUACCAGCAUCGGGAACAAAAAUCGUACCUCAAUUAUCUCAGAAACACAAGGCAGUUAAAGAAGAUUUGACAGAGCGUAGAAAUUCUCAUAAGAGACCUUCAGCGAAACGCGCUCCAAAUCCGGCUUUCCACGCCAUCUUCGGAAGUGACUGCGAUACAAUGGAUGAAGCCAGUCCGCUCAAACCUGAAAUCAAAGCAAAUCCAACCGAAGUCAAGACAUCGAUUCAUGUUGAGGCAUCGAUUCGCACGCCAAAACGAAUCGUUCCCACCUACUUGGGACCCUCCACCUGGAACAGGACCCCGGUCAAGCCACCACCUUUGCCGAAUUACGUAAACCAGGAACCCGCGGCGAUUUCUCCAGAUUCCUCAGACUCGGACUCAACCUCCUCUGAUUCAACGUCGUCUACGUCUUCAUCCACGACUCUGAAUUCGGAAUCAAGUAGUCGUUCGGAAAGUGUCAUUGAACCAGGAUUGAGUUUUGAGGGAUGUUUGAACGAAUCCCUUGUAUUGAAGGAUACUCCGAAGCUGGAAAAUCCAUUGCCAGCAGCGAAACCAGAAAAUAUUUCGUCAGACAAAGAAGAUGGUGAAGUUUCGGAAAGUGAUUCUGCAGAUGAAGAAGAGGAAGAGCGAGUGCGACUGAUACUGGCAAAGCUUCAGCCGCAGUCAUUCGACAUAUUGUCCCUAAACCUGGACAGUGUACCAGUGAAGAAAAAUUUCUCUGUCAAAAAAACUACUCCAGUCAGGGAAGCAGGUGGCGCCCGUGUGAAGCAAGGAGUUGAAGAGUUCAAAAGAGUCAGUUUGUUUCGAGAAAGUGACUCAGCUACUGGGGCUUUAUCGAUGCGACUCUACGCUGCUGAGGCUCGUCGAACCCACGGGUUGCCAAAAAUGAUCACAGAUGCGGUCAUGAAAGGAACAGGUUCAAGGGUCAGUCAGAUGAGGAGCCCUGAAGAACGGCCUCGUUCCCCUAGCUUUAAGGAAUUGUCUCGACAACAGCGAGAGAAGAGAAAGCAGGAAGAAAGUUGCGUGGGUUCGAUGGAAAGCACCCCAGAUUCCCAGCACGCGGAUGCGAUUAGUUCAGUGCCAGAAACUAACGGAACGAAACGCGUUCACGUACCAUGCCCAGCGAGUCAAGGGUUCCCGAAAGACCUUAUUUUUGGCCUUUUGGGAAGAAAAACGGACGAUUGGUUGCGUGCUGUUAGCCGAUACCCGCCGUCGACGGCGCCAAAUAAUAGUCUCCGCCGUAGUCCUUGA